Zophobas morio is the source of this 4611-nucleotide messenger RNA. Its product is annotated as serine/threonine-protein phosphatase 6 regulatory ankyrin repeat subunit C-like. Gene Ontology annotation, cellular component: ciliary inversin compartment. The transcript is spliced from 2 exons. Gene Ontology annotation, molecular function: protein binding. The record is from RefSeq and is a predicted model, not a curated record. Gene Ontology annotation, biological process: protein localization to ciliary inversin compartment. Lineage: Eukaryota; Metazoa; Arthropoda; Insecta; Coleoptera; Tenebrionidae. Bases 473 to 4150 code for a protein of 1225 amino acids.
AUUUAUAAGUCGCGUUAUAUCUAAAUAUGAUGUUGAGUUCAUUCACAAUUCGUACGGUGAAUAUUUUGCAGCGUUAUAUCUAUUUGAAAACAAACCAUCCAAAGCACGCAACAAAAAUUUUAUAUCUGACAGUAGAUAUAACAACAUUCGGUUUUUUUUAGAUUUAAAGCUAGCGGAAAAUUCGAAGUGUUUAGUAGGUGUUAUAUAUAAGAAUCUUACAAUUCUAAAAGAAUUUACUGAUGCAGAUUUACUUAAAAAGGAUAUCAUUGGUCGUGAUAUUUUGGAAGUGGCUUGCGCCUGGAAUAAAAGUUAUCCACUUGUUAAAAACAAUAUUAUUUUGUAUGACAAAAGUUUUAACACGGAAUGGUUAAUCAGCAAUAAUAAAAAAGUCGUUAGAACCCUAAAUUAUCGUGAUAUAGCAUCAAGAUUUUAUAAAUUCAGCGCAUCGGGUCACGUGUGUUUUAAAACAUUGAUGAUUUUGUUACCAUAUUUGAUUCCAUUAUAUGACGGGAAUCAGUUCGCUGAAGAAUAUUUAGUGGCAGUUUUAUAUUACGCAAUCAGGUUUGAUUGUCCAAUAAUAUAUGAGUGUAUUGAAAAUUCUACUCCCUUAAAAACCACAUACAAUACUAUUAGUUCAAGAAGCAUUUUAGCCUUAGCUCUUUUUAAUAGGUCAGCACAAAUAUUAAAAAAAGUUCUUCCCGAAAAACGAUUUAGUUCUGAAUGGGACUGCGUAGAAGAACUUUCAAUUUUGAAUUCGGAAAUUGACGAAGUAUUGAGUUUUGCGUUACAUUUACCAGAGUUUAGAACAAAUGUGCCAAAUUCGAGAGGCCAGUCGUUGGCGCAUUAUGCAUGUGAAAAAAAUCUAACGAAGACGUUACGUUCAUUAAUUCUCAGAGAAGCAAGCAUGAAUGAUCGGGAUAGGAACGGAAAACGUCCUAUAGAUCUUGCACGUCAAAAAGGGUAUUCAGAUUGUUUAAAACACAUAGCACAAAUUGACGUUUUGGAUAAAGACGGUCGGUUGCCACUUCAUUACGCUUGUGAGGAUGGAGAUUUAGGUGUGACAGAAAUACUUUUAACGAAUGGUGCGAAAGUUGACAUUCCGGAUAGAGAUGGACGAAUGUCGAUUCAUUAUGCUUGUAAACACGGAACAUUAAACCUGGUAGAGUUACUGGUAACGAACGGAGCGAAAUUUGAUGUUCCGGACAGAGGUGGUCAGCUACCGAUGCACUAUGCGUUUAGAAAUGAUGAGUGGGGAUGUGAUAUAAUUUUAUUUUUGUGCAAAAAAGGUGCGAAAGUGAAUGUUCCGGAUAGAGAUGGACAACUGCCGAUACAUUAUGCUUGUAAACACGGAGCAUUAAACCUGGUAGAAUUACUGGUAACGAACGGAGCGAAAUUUGAUGUUCCGGACAGAGGUGGUCAGCUACCGAUGCACUAUGCGUGCAGAAAUGAUCGAUGGGGAUGUGAUAUAAUUUUAUUUUUGUGUAAAAAAAAUGCGAAAGUGGAUGUUCCGGGUAGAGAUGGACAACUGCCGAUACAUUAUGCUUGUGAACACGGAACAUUAAACCUGGUAGAAUUACUGGUAACGAACGGAGCGAAAUUUGAUGUUCCGGACGGAGGUGGUCAGCUACCGAUGAACUAUGCACGCACAAAUAGACGGUGGGGACGUGAUAUAAUUUUAUUUUUGUGUAAAAAAGGUGCGAAAGUGGAUGUUCCGGAUAGAGAUGGACAACUGCCAAUACAUUAUGCUUGUAAACACGGAACAUUAAACCUGGUAGAAUUACUGGUAACGAACGGAGCGAAAUUUGAUGUUCCGGACAGAGGUGGUCAGCUACCGAUGCACUAUGCGUUUAGAAAUGAUGAGUGGGGAUGUGAUAUAAUUUUAUUUUUGUGUAAAAAAGGUGCUAAAGUGGAUGUUCCGGAUAGAGAUGGACAACUGCCGAUACAUUAUGCUUGUAAACACGGAAGAUUAAACCUGGUAGAAUUACUGGUAACGAACGGAGCGAAAUUUGAUGUUCCGGACAGAGGUGGUCAGCUACCGAUGCACUAUGCGUGCAGAAAUGAGUGGUGCGGAUAUGAUAUAGUUUCAUUUUUGCUAGAAAAAGGUGGGAGAGUGGAUGUUCCGAAUGGAGAUGGACAACUGCCGAUACAUUAUGUUUGUAAACACGGAAGAUUAAACCUGGUAGAAUUACUGGUAACGUACGGAGCGAAAUUGGAUGUUCCGGACAGAGAUGGUCAGCUACCGAUGCACUAUGCGUGCAGAAAUAAUCUGUGGGGAUGUUAUAUAAUUUUAUUUUUGUGUAGAAAAGGUGCGAAAGUGGAUGUUCCGGAUAGAGAUGGACAACUGCCGAUACAUUAUGCUUGUAAACACGGAAGAUUAAACCUGGUAGAAUUACUGGUAACGAACGGAGCGAAAUUUGAUGUUCCGGACAGAGGUGGUCAGCUACCGAUGCACUAUGCGUACAGAAAUGAUCGGUGGGGAUGUGAUAUAAUUUUAUUUUUGUGUAAAAAUGGUGCGAAAGUGGAUGUUCCGGAUGGAGAUGGACAACUGCCGAUACAUUAUGCUUGUAAACACAGAAGAUUAAACCUGGUAGAAUUACUGGUAACGUACGGAGCGAAAUUGGAUGUUCCGGACAGAGGUGGUCAGCUACCGAUGCACUAUGCGUGCAGAAAUAAUCUGUGGGAAUGUUAUAUAAUUUUAUUUUUAUGUAAAAAAGGUGCGAAAGUGGAUGUUCCUGAUGGAGAUGGACAACUGCCGAUACAUUAUGCUUGUAAACACGGAAGAUUAAACUUGGUAGAUUUACUGGUAAACAACGGAGCGAAAUUUGAUGUUCCGGACAGAGGUGGUCAGCUACCGAUGCACUAUGCAUGCACAAAUAGACGGUGGGGACGUGAUAUAAUUUUAUUUUUGUGUAAAAAAGGUGCGAAAGUGGAUGUUCCUGAUGGAGAUGGACAACUGCCGAUACAUUAUGCUUCUAAACACGGAAUAUUAAACCUGGUAGAAUUACUGGUAAAGAACGGAGCGAAAUUUGAUGUUCCGGACAGAGGUGGUCAGCUACCGAUGCACUAUGCAUGCACAAAUAGACGGUGGGGACGUGAUAUAAUUUUAUUUUUGUGUAAAAAAGGUGCGAAAGUGGAUGUUCCGGAUAGAGAUGGACAACUGCCGAUACAUUAUGCUUGUAAACACGGAAGAUUAAACCUGGUAGAAUUACUGGUAACGAACGGAGCGAAAUUUGAUGUUCCGGACAGAGGUGGUCAGCUACCGAUGCACCAUGCGGUCAGAAAUGAUCGGUGGGGAUAUGAUGUAGUUUCAUUUUUGCUAGAAAAAGGUGGGAGAGUGGAUGUUCCGAAUGGAGAUGGACAACUGCCGAUACAUUAUGCUUGUAAACACGGAAGAUUAAACCUGGUAGAAUUACUGGUAACGUACGGAGCGAAAUUGGAUGUUCCGGACAGAGGUGGUCAGCUACCGAUGCACUAUGCUUGCAGAAAUAAUCUGUGGGGAUGUUAUAUAAUUUUAUUUUUGUGUAGAAAAGGUGCGAAAGUGGAUGUUCCUGAUGGAGAUGGACAACUGCCGAUACAUUAUGCUUCUAAACACGGAAUAAACCUGGUAGAAUUACUGGUAAAGAACGGAGCGAAAUUUGAUGUUCCGGACAGAGGUGGUCAGCUACCGAUGCACUAUGCAUGCACAAAUAGACGGUGGGGACGUGAUAUAAUUUUAUUUUUGUAUAAAAAAGGUGCGAAAGUGGAUGUUCCGGAUGGAGAUGGACAACUGCCGAUACAUUAUGCUUGUGAACACGGAACAUUAAACCUGGUAGAAUUACUGGUAACGAACGGAGCGAAAUUUGAUAUUCCGGGCAGAGGUGGUCAGCUACCGAUGCACUAUGCGUGCAGAAAUUACGACGAGGGAUAUGAUAUAAUUUUAUUUUUGCUAGAAAAAGGUUCGAAAGUGAAUGUUCCGGAUGGAGAUGGACGGCUGCCGAUACAUUAUGGUUGUGAACACGGAACUUUAAGUACAUUGAAAUUAUUAGUAUCGAAUGGUGCGAAGGUGAAUACUCUGGAUCACAGUGGCAAACUGCCGAUCGACUACGCGCGGAAAAACCGAAACUUUGACAGUAACAUGAGAAAUUUUUUGUUAAAAAUACAUGAAAUCUAAAAUUGUCGAAACAAUUAUCGAUAAAGGAGUUCUGAUAAAAUUUUUGGCGGAUAUCGUGUAGUUCUUUUGUUACGUAGGUAUAUGCAUAUGCGUGAUUCUAUUUCAUUUGACAUGUCCAUCCAGUCAGUUACUACUAUUUUAUACUUAGUAAUCGUUUUCAUUUAAAUACGACCCAACCUAACGAUGAAGUCCUUUCUCCUUACUAGUUUCACUUCCAUGCACACGCAAAUAAGCAAUAAAACUUUUUGGCCAUAACACACUAGUUACAAAAUUUUAUUCUUUUAUGUCCAAUGAUCGAAACAGACAGCUCCGAAAUAUUUCAGUUUCUAUGAUAUUUUUAAUUAAAAUGUAUUAGGACCAAAUUACUUAUAAACAAAUCAAAAUCUAUUAAAGGUAACGAUGUUAUUAUAUGCGAAAAAUUUGCUAAACUGCCAUUAUCAUAGAUUUAAAAUGACGCUAUU